Amphimedon queenslandica is the source of this 648-nucleotide messenger RNA. Its product is annotated as basic proline-rich protein-like. The transcript is spliced from 4 exons. The annotation marks the transcript as partial. NCBI's taxonomy places the organism in Eukaryota, Metazoa, Porifera, Demospongiae, Haplosclerida, Niphatidae. The record is from RefSeq and is a predicted model, not a curated record.
CAAACUCGAGCUCAAAUCACUGGUAUCUAUACCUCGAUCUGUACCAUCAUAGUAGAUACCAUGUCCUAUCCACCAUAUCCUGGUGGUGGUGCACCCUACCCACCAACAGGAGGCUAUCCUCAAUCCUCUGGACCUUGGGUAGGAGGAGGUAUGCCAAUGCCGGAUAGCAGCAAUCCUCCUGGAUAUCCUCCUCAAUCAGGUCCUCCUAUGCCAGGCUAUCCACCUCCUCCAGACCCUUUUUCAUCACCAGCUGGUUACCCACCUGGAGGUCCUACUCCAUCUUAUCCACCUCCCCCUUCAUCCAGCUACCCACCCGAUCCAUCUUAUCCCCCAGGACCACCAUCAACAACAAGUUAUCCUCCAGGCCCACCAUCAAAUUUUCCCUCGGGCCCAAAUUAUCCCCCAGGUCCAACACCAAACUAUCCUCCAGGCCCACCAUCAAAUUAUCCCCCAGGCCCAUCAUCAAAUUAUCCCCCAGGCCCACCGUCAAAUUAUCCCCCUGGCCCAAUGCCUAAUUAUCCUCCAGGCCCUUCAUCAAAUUAUCCCCCUGGCCCUUCAUCAAAUUAUCCCCCUGGCCCUCCUCAACCUGGCCCUUAUCCAACAGGUCCAUCAGGAGGUGGUUAUCCGACCAGUGCUCCCUCUGGAUCA